Molecule: messenger RNA, 3002 nt
Organism: Cimex lectularius (bed bug)
Lineage: Eukaryota; Metazoa; Arthropoda; Insecta; Hemiptera; Cimicidae
Product: zinc finger protein Xfin
Exons: 4
Coding region: 861-2180 (439 amino acids)
Biological process (GO): regulation of transcription by RNA polymerase II
Cellular component (GO): nucleus
Molecular function (GO): protein binding
Source: RefSeq, a predicted model, not a curated record
CUUAAAUGUAUAGGUUAGUAUAGCAUUAGUGCUUAAUAUGUCAGCAUUCAAUUACCAAAGUUUAUCAAGAGUGCGGGCGAUAUGACACGCUAUAGGAAAGCUCGACUUGAAGGACCCAGGAUGAGAAUUACCCACCCCUAAAACUGAAACCCCCCAGUACCAAAACGUUUUAUAUUUUAUACCAUUUUCUUAAAUUUAUAGGUUGAUAUGGCACUAGGGCUUUAUAUGUCAGCAUUGUCAAUAACCAAAGUUUAUCAAGAAUGCGGCGAUACGACACGCAGGACAAAGAAGUCUUAGACGACCUUAAUGUAAGAAUUAGCCCCCUUGUCCGAAAUGAUGUAAUUUUGAAAUUGACAAUCCUAGUUUCUUAGUUGAUGGUAGUAUUUUUGAUGGAAUUUAGCCCAAUUUGACAAGUGUUUUGUAUAAACUUUUGAGGGUAGCAGAAUCAAAAGGGUUGUGUUUGGCGGUCGAGGGUGGGCGUCGUCUACCCCAGUUGAGGGCCAUAGUCACCAGUCAGCUUAUGCAGUGAAUUUUUUCUUCUUCUUUUUCUCUUUUCCGUUAAGUCCGAUUCGGAUCGAUAGGAUUGGUUUGGCCGGAACGCGCCGAGGGCGAUCCACCCCGUCGAGUUUGGGGCCUCUCUCCCCUCGUCCCAAUCGAUAAUAAUGCGCAUGAUUUAUCGAUUUAUUAACUGAACUGGCUCACACAGGCCGACGCUCACAGUGCCUCACGCCUCACGGCUUUCCUCGCCCAGUUUUUGAGCCGGAUUUUCGAAAAGUGCGAGAAGGGCCGAGACUUGGGAUCGCCUUUCACGACGGACUUCCUCCCAGCGGCGGACCAACCCCGUUUCACGCCCAGCCCCAAUGAUGGCGAAUAGUCAUUUGGCAGAAAAAUACCAACUAAAGUGGCACAGUCACAGUACCCACCUUCACAGUUCUGUGGCAACGUUAUACCGAUCCGAUAAUUUUACAGACGUUAACCUUGUCACAUGCGAUGGUAGGUCUUUGUCAGCGCAUCGUUUUGUUCUUUCAGCAUGCAGCUCUUAUCUCAACCGUAUACUUCAUGUGAGCUCUGUCGGUUCGUCACCCAGCUCGAACUUAGUCAUCGUACUACCACCUGAGAUCUCCUAUCGCACUCUGGUCCUUCUUCUGCAGUACAUGUACAGUGGAGAGGCGACUGUGAGCAACGAACAGCUCAACGGUGUUCUGAGAGCCGGUGAGAUCCUUAGGAUCAAAGGACUCUGCAGGCACGAAAGGAAGUUCGUCGACAACCAGGAAACCUCAAGAGCCGAAUCCUCAAGCGGUGACAGAUCUUCAGUGAAUAAUUACUAUAUCAAUAAUAGAACACCGACAAAUUUUGAAAAAAAUCAUGAAAAAGCUGCAUGCUCGAAUCAAUCCUAUCGUUCGAAACCUUCGCCAAAAUCUUCAAACAAUGAAAACAAAGAAAACAACAACUCAGAAAAUAAUAAAAACAAACGUAGCUCUAGUGAUAAAGGUAUUAAAGACAACAGAGAAAUCGUGGGACAAGAGCCAAAUGAAAUCAUUAUAGAGGAAAACAUGAAAAUAGAACUUUUAGUUAAAGAAGAACCUAUUGACUGGGAUGAUAAUGACGAAGAUGGAACCAUAUCACAAGACGAGGCUGAACAUGACAUAAAACAGGAACGAUUAAUGCGUGACGACUGCGAUAAUAAUCUAUAUGCUCCACUCACAUGUGACAUGUGCCAAGAAACGUUUACAUCUCCGGCCCUCUGGGUACGACAUAUAGAAACACAUCCGGCAUCAGAUCUACCACAUAAAAGAAGGAAAAAGACACCGGGCGGAGAAGAACAGGACGAUGAUGAGGAAUUCCCCAUAUUGAGAUGCGAACUGUGUCAGGGCGUGUUCACAUCGCCGGCCGAGUGGGUCAAGCACAUACAGGGCGCGCACACCGAGGAACAACUUGCUCUGAACAACAGCACGAAGCACAAUCGCAAACUGCCCAAAGUGUCGUGCAACUCUUGUAACAAAACGUUCCCGAGUCUCGCUUCGAUGAUAAUCCACAGCAGGACGCAUACCGGAGAGAGGCCAUAUACUUGCUACGUCUGUGCCAAAGGAUUCAACGUCAAAAGCAACCUUCUACGCCACCUACGCACCCUCCAUGACCACCUCAUGCACCCAGGGAAUGCCUCCGUUAAAGAUACUUAAACUGUUUUUGUUUUUACCAACCAAUAAAAAGGUUGUAAAUUUAAGUUAAUUUAUUAUUUUCAUAUUGUUUAUAUUAAAAUACAAAAAAUUGACUGAAUACUUUUUUGUUUGUUUUUUGUUUGCUUCUUGUUACUUUUUUGUUUAUUUAGUUUAUUUGCUUUUAGUCACAAUGUGCAAAUAGUAUUACCUUCUUUAUAAUAUCUUAAUGCACAUGUGUAUCUACCGGGGUGACCUUUGAUACCUCACUUUGUACCUAGAUUUCACAUAAGCACUUUAAAUUAUUAAUGAAACAGCGAUAAUUAGAAAAUCAAUAAUUCAUCAGUCAUUCUUUUAUGAAAAAAUCCAAUUUUUUAAUAAUUAAUCCUGGGAGGAUAAAAAUUUGCACCUGAUUUUUUUUUUUUUUUUUAAUAAACAAAAAGAAAAGGACACCCAGUUUAAGUGAGAAUUUUCAAUUUAAAUUGAGUAAUUCACAUGAUGUGUUAUGAAUAUUGAUUGUUUAGAUCGAAUAUUAUUGAAUAGGAGGGCACAUUGACUUCUUGUGCCGUCUCCCAUGGUAACUUCAACUUUUGUACCUUGAUUAUUUUGUCCUAGUAAUAAUCUAGUUCUAGAGAUUUUCUUUUAAAUUCUCUCAAUAUUAAGAGUAGAUGUUUUUUGAAUUUAUAAAAAUUGACAAAAAAAAAUCCCUUAAAACUUAAAUUGGUAUUGUAUAAAGUUUAAAGAGAUAAACUAUGUAAAUAGGAUUUCGACUUUUUGAAAGAAACAAAACAAAAAACAUUCUUUCGUCAUUUUUCCACGGAUAUUUUUCAACUUUAGCAACGUGUC